Molecule: messenger RNA, 630 nt
Organism: Aspergillus saccharolyticus JOP 1030-1
Lineage: Eukaryota; Fungi; Ascomycota; Eurotiomycetes; Eurotiales; Aspergillaceae
Exons: 1
Coding region: 1-630 (209 amino acids)
Source: RefSeq, a predicted model, not a curated record
AUGCCAGCACCGGCUGUGCUGGAGGGCGAAUCCUCGCUUCUCCUAUCAAUGUGUGUGGUGGUGAAGGAGAUCUCGGAGGAGCUGAAUCACCCCUCGUUUGCAACUCCCUCCUCCUCCUCCCUCCUUCCCUUGCAUUCCGCACAGGAAGCAGACUCCACUGCGCCAGCAGCUACAGCCCACCCCCUCCCCGCCCCUUUCAAAAGUGUAACUCAGAACGAGGAUGCUCCAACCAAACCCCCUCCGAUGGAGGUGGCAGAAGAAGAAGGAGAAGAAAAAGAACCUUUACCACCGUACCCCAUCCCCCCCUUCCCCGAAACGAGACAGACCCUGUCAACCUGGUUAAAAACCCUCACAAUCCACUUCCCCCCGGCAGAAGGCUUCACAAUCCACCCCUCCCUGCACGUCUGCCGCUCCACGCACACCAUGUACGACCUUGUGGUGGUGAGGCACGCCGCGCGGCCCGGCCGGCUGUUCACGACGGUGAUGGGGUACGACCGCCCGCCGGAGCCGGAUGCGUGGGCGUGUCGUGUGAGGGUCUUGCGGGCGCAGUGGCGGCGGGGGAAUGGGGUUGGGGAGGCGGUUUGUGGGGCGGUUUGGGUUGGGGGGUUGGUGAGAUUUUUCUCUGGGUGA